AUGAGCACAGCUUCGCAGCCUACGAGCUGCUCGACCGAGGGUACGGGAAUCCGGAAAACGCUGAGGAGGUGGAAAGACAAGUGGAGGACGAGUUCGACACCCAGCUCGCGCACAUCCAGUCCCAGAGCGCCAUUAUCACGACUCCCAUCAAACGCAUCGUCGGCGGCUCCUUCACAUAGAUCGAAGCCUGCGACAGAACCGCUCCCUCCCAUUCCCGCUUCACCGCCCCCGGUCCCAACCGCUCUCUUCACACCCACCACAGAAACCUUCAUACACUCGCCGGCAGAUCCUAGGAAUAGGUCACGGAACUCUUCCAACACGUCGAGUACCUCACCGCCUGGCACGCUGAAGAAGCCGAGACCAGUGUCGAGGAGGAACACAGCGCCGUCCGACUUCCUCACCAGCGCGCUUCCGGACGAGAACCGACUACCGGAUCAUCGAGACUUGCCGAUGAAUGUAGUCACCACCACCAUAGUCGCAGGGAACGGCGGCGACAAGCGGAAGCGGACUUCACGACUACGACUGUCCAUUUCUCGAAGGGGCUCCAUACUAUCGUCGUCGCCGUCGAGCCCGUCACUGAACAGCCAGUUUGAGCGGAGCAGCAGUCGAGCGACGUCGCGCAUGGAGGAGCGCAGCACGAGUCGAGCGGCGAAUCGCGUGUCGGUAGUGCCCGAGUCGUGGUCACCAGUUGAUCGGGUGGACAGCGAUCGCGAGACGCUGUUUGAGGAGACGGAGCUGAUCAAGAGGAGACCGAAGGAGCUGAAGGAGUUGGCGAACGAGAGGGACAUAGGGACCGUAGAGCUGGCGUAUCAGUAUGUGGGCAGCAGAGACGGACGGACGAGCUGA
Didymosphaeria variabile is the source of this 846-nucleotide messenger RNA. RefSeq lists its product as uncharacterized. The transcript has a single exon. Bases 1 to 846 code for a protein of 281 amino acids. NCBI's taxonomy places the organism in Eukaryota, Fungi, Ascomycota, Dothideomycetes, Pleosporales, Didymosphaeriaceae. The record is from RefSeq and is a predicted model, not a curated record.